AGGGCAUAUCUGGGGCCCGGAGGCCCAGGCUUGGGGAAGGGGCUCCAGUCACGGUGUUGCCCACGGGCCACAGCCUACCCGCACCGCGCCGCUCUCUUUAACUCAGUUACUGCCAGUGAUAGUGACCCAGUCAGUGUGUGUGGACGCGGCCUGCCUUCUGUCCCAGGCCCCUUGUGACCAAGGGCUUACCCUUGAAAGAAGGCAGUAGGGAGGCUGGGACGGAGCCAGAGGUCAGACGCCUAGGCUCAGGUCGGGGCUGGGGACUCAGAGGGCAGGGUCAGGGCUCAAGCUCGAUUGCCUGUGGGCUGGGGGUCCCCACCAAUUCUGGAAUGAGCCCAAACUGAGACGCAGGGGACCUGAGUUCUAGGCCUGGCUCUGCCGUGGCUUGCUGACCUUGGAGAAUUGGAGAAGCUUGUGCCCUGCUGGAAAGUGGGAUGGCAGUACCCGCUUCAUCUAGUAGUCGGGGAGAUCAAGAGAGGUAUGGGACCUGAAGAGGAUGGCAGACUGUGCAGUGCGGUGCACACCGGUCUCCAGGUUGUUUUCACCCUCCUGUCUCCUCCUAGGAGCUAACGUAUGAAGCUGAGGCUCGGCCAGGGACUGUGAUAUACCCACAUCCCCGGAACUAGGUGAUCGCGGUGCAGGAACCAGGUGUGCCUUCGCGGGAUCCAUGCCUUGAGGCCCAGGAACGCCCCGCCGACAGCAUGCCGUGGGACGCGCGGCGGCCUGGGGGUGGCGCGGACGGCGGGCCCGAGGGCUCGGGCGCGGCGCGCUCGCGAGCGCAGAAGCAGUGCCGCAAGUCGUCGUUCGCCUUCUACCAGGCGGUGCGCGACCUGCUACCCGUGUGGCUGCUGGAGGAUAUGCGCGCCAGCGAGGCCUUCCACUGGGACGAGCGCGGGCGCGCCGCCGCCUACUCGCCCUCUGAGGCGCUGCUCUACGCGCUCGUGCACGACCACCAAGCGUACGCUCAUUACCUGCUGGCCACGUUCCCGCGGCGCGCGCUCGCACCGCCCAGUGCCGGCUUCCGCUGCUGCGCGGCUCCCGGGCCGCACGUGGCGCUGGCAGUGCGCUACAACCGCGUGGGCAUUCUGCGCCGCAUCCUGCGCACCUUGCGCGACUUCCCGGCCGAGGAGCGGGCGCGCGUGCUGGACCGGCGUGGCUGCAGCCGCGUGGAGGGCGGUGGCACGUCGCUGCACGUGGCGUGUGAGCUGGCGCGCCCCGAGUGCCUCUUCCUGCUGCUGGGCCACGGCGCCUCGCCCGGUCUGCGCGACGGCGGCGGCCUCACGCCUCUCGAGCUGCUGCUGCGCCAGCUGGGCCGCGACGCCGGGGCCACUCCCUCCGCCGCCGGAGACCCCGCCUCAGCUCCAGGGGAGCCGCGCCAGCGCCGCCUGCUGCUGCUGGACCUCCUGGCGCUGUACACCCCGGUGGGUGCCGCCGGCUCGGCCCGCCAGGAGCUGCUGGGCGACCGGCCGCGCUGGCAGCGGCUGCUGGGUGAGGACAAGUUCCAGUGGCUGGCGGGCCUGGCGCCGCCCUCGCUCUUCGCGCGCGCUAUGCAGGUGCUGGUCACCGCCAUCUCUCCAGGCCGCUUCCCCGAGGCCCUGGACGAGCUGCCGCUGCCCCCAUUCCUGCAGCCGUUGGACCUCACUGGCAAAGGCUAGGCCCGGAGCACCCUAGGCGCUGGAUUUUGGGACAAAACUAUUUUUCAGAGCGUUGUACCGGCACUUUAUAUAUAUUGAUCUCUGUACGGCACAA
Molecule: messenger RNA, 1749 nt
Organism: Pan troglodytes (chimpanzee)
Lineage: Eukaryota; Metazoa; Chordata; Mammalia; Primates; Hominidae
Gene: ANKRD9
Product: ankyrin repeat domain 9
Exons: 3
Coding region: 702-1655 (317 amino acids)
Molecular function (GO): protein binding
Source: RefSeq, a predicted model, not a curated record